Molecule: messenger RNA, 570 nt
Organism: Humulus lupulus (European hop)
Lineage: Eukaryota; Viridiplantae; Streptophyta; Magnoliopsida; Rosales; Cannabaceae
Exons: 2
Coding region: 1-570 (189 amino acids)
Source: RefSeq, a predicted model, not a curated record
AUGCCUAAUUAUGUGAAGUUCUUGAAAGAUAUUUUGACAAAGAAGAAAAGGCUUGGAAAAUUUGAAACGGUUUCUUUAACUGAAGGUUGUAGUGCUAUUUUGAAGAAUAAAAUUCCUCCAAAGUUGAAGGAUCCAGGCAGUUUCACAAUUCCAAUUUCUAUUGGGGGACAAGAAGUUGGUAAAGCUCUUUGUGAUUUGGGAGAUAGUCUUAAUUUGAUGCCCAUGUCCAUUUUUAAGAAGUUAGGAAUUGGAGAAGCAAGGCCAACUACACUCACUUUGCAAUUAGCUGACCGUUCUAUGGUGCAUCCAGAGGGAAAGAUUGAAGGCGUCUUAGUACAAGUUGACAAGUUCAUUUUUCCGGCGGAUUUUAUUAUUCUUGACUAUGAGGAAGAAAGGGAUUUGAUUGAAAAGAUGCAUGAAAAGCAUAACAAGGGAGUGAAGAAAAAUGCCCCUUUUGAAGAAAUUGAGAAAGGUGGUGAGCCAUGGAUAAGUAAGGAAGAAGAACCAUCUCAUCUUCCAAAGCUACCGAAGAAAAAGAAGAAGAAAAAGAAACAUAGUAGAAAUCCUUAA